Molecule: messenger RNA, 465 nt
Organism: Miscanthus lutarioriparius
Lineage: Eukaryota; Viridiplantae; Streptophyta; Magnoliopsida; Poales; Poaceae
Source: the annotation of a GenBank genome assembly
AUGAAGCAAGUUGCAUUUAAGGUCAAAAUUAUGUGCUUUAUAUGGACCAUUACAAUCAUCGUUGAUGGCAACAAGCGGGAGGACAUUGUGUACAACCCAAUUGCAACCUUACCCAAAGUGAUUAGUCCUUCAAAGGUGCCUGCCCCUGCUAGGACAAAAUGUGCUGAUGGUGAUGACAGUGAAUGCAGUUCAGAUGUUGAUUUUGUUGACAGUGACUAUGCAGUUCGAGAUGAUGAUGAUGACCUUUUUUGUGAUGAUGUUGAUGAAGGUGUGGUUGAUGAGGGUGUUGCAAAGGGGAUAAUGGUCGGAUCAGGGAGGAAAAGAUUUGGCCCAGUAGACAAUGAACCAGUAGGCAAAGAAUGGGAUGAGUUGGACUCUGAUGAAGAAGAAUCAGAGCUACCAGAAUCUGGUGAAGAGGGUAGGGCUGGGCAGAACAUGAGAAGUUUCAGACCUGAAGAUUUGUAG